AUGCAACAGGUUCGGCUGUCCAUUGCGCGCCCCUGUCGAUUUGUCGCUCAUCGCCGUUAUUCCGCACCGUUAUCCGCACCCUCACGCCAGUUCCAUUUAUCCAGAAGAUGCCUCGUGUCGCCACCCCAAGACCCUCAUGAUGUAGAAUCUACAGCGUCGGGGGAGUUUACAGAGGACAAUACUGUCAAAAGCGAAGAACCGUCAGCCAGUGGCCCGUCCGUUCCUUCUCCGUCUCCCGCAUCGGUCACUACGGCCACAAAAAAGUAUGGAUCUGCCGUGCGCAGAGCUAUGCGAAACCGGAAAUCGACCCAAGAGGCAUCUACAUCAGCAGCAACUGUACCUAAGUGGUUCUUUGAGCGCAACACUGUGUCCCACAGCCCCGAUAUCCACGCUCCUACACAACCGCUACAGCAGGUUCGGAUAACCAAGUCAGGGCCACCGGAGCCGGAAGAUGUUACAAAUGAGGAUCAUGCUACCGGGGGCGCGCCCGAUUCGUCUGAACCUAGUGAACUAGCUCCAGAGAAUCGCUACGCUGUGGCUCAGGAAUCUUGGGAUGAGCUUCGGGCCUCGGUCAAAGCAGGCUUGCGGCUACCACCCGCAAAGUAUGCCAAGGAACCUUCUGCGAAGAAGUCGCAUCUGGCACUGCACUACCCCGGGAAGGAUGGAAUUUUGUUCUUGGACGCGGUGGUGAAAAGGCUCUCUCACGAGCUAGGUACUGACCUGGUCACCCUCAAUGCCCAGGAUAUUGCCCAGUUGUUCAGUGAGCAAGACCUAGCAGAUUCAGGCGUAACUUCGCCUAUUCGAUCUCUUGGGUAUGAGGUCUAUCGGUCUUCUGUUGCAAACCACUGGUCAGAAUUGGAGGACCAUGAAGAUGGCGAAGAUGAUGUUUCUGAGAUCCCUGGGGGUCCUCGUGGAAUGCACGGGGCAAUUGGAGCGCCUCGAUUUAUCACAAUCGAGAGCAGCAAAGAUUCUGGAGAUAUCCCACUUCCCAACUGGCUUGGACUGAAAACGCUCUUGGGAUCUAUCAAUGGCCAAGCGGACCCGGAUCCAAGUAUUGGAGCUUCUCGAAGUGGUCAGCGUGCUGAAACCCGCUGGAUUCAACUCGUCUCCGAGAUUCUUGGCCAACCAGUGCAGUCGACAAACAAUGCCUCGGCUGAAAGCCCUGAAACAGACGCCAGCAAGGCUCAGUCAUCUCGGGACAUCAUUGUGCAUAUCCAGGAUUACCGUGACAUUCAGAACACCCGAGAAGGGUCAAACUUCAUUUCUAUCUUGCACAAAGUCAUCCAAGAUCGGAGAGGGGCUGGAUCCAAGAUUCUGUUGAUCGGAACAACCUCCCAGGAAAUCCCUUCUGCGCCCUCGGCGGAUGGCGCAGGACUCCUUCAGAAUGUUCUUGAUGAUCAGUUUUCGAAGACCUUGUUUGUCACUCCGGCUAUGAAGUCAAAGGCAGCAGAAACUGUCUUCGCUGAAGACUGUAAGAAGCGCACCAUGGACAUCAAUAUCCGCCACCUGCAAAGCAUGCUUCGAUUCCGCCUGAAUGAACAGGCUUCGCCAGCCAAGGACAAUAUUUUGAGCAACCGCGCCUGGCCGCUAGAGCAAAGUACAAUCAAAGAAUCCGGAAUCGAGGAUCGAUACUGGUCAUAUAACCAAGUGCAUUGGAUUGCCACCCUUGCACUCGGUUGUGCAGAGACCAAUGAGCCGUUUGGAUUUGAACACAUCCGCCGCGGUAUCGAGCUGAUGGAUAAAGGUGAUCGGGUGACUAAUGAGUGGUUGAAGGAGAAGUCUCCCAAACAAAAGGACUCGGAAGCAGGCCAAACUCGCGAGCAGUUGCUUGCUUCUCUGCGCAAAACAUGCAACACACAUGAGAAGAAGCUUCUCAAUGGUGUGGUCGAUGCAAACAGCAUUCGCACAACGUUCAACGAUGUGCAUGUCCCUCCCGAGACUAUUGACGCGCUGAAGACCCUCACCUCGCUGUCACUUAUCCGUCCCGAGGCCUUUACAUAUGGUGUUCUUUCCACUGACAAGAUCCCCGGUCUCCUCUUGUAUGGACCACCUGGUACGGGUAAGACACUCCUCGCAAAGGCCGUGGCUCGCGAGAGUGGCGCCACUGUGCUCGAGGUCAGUGGAUCUGAAGUGUACGACAUGUACGUCGGUGAAGGUGAGAAGAACGUCAAGGCGAUCUUCACCCUCGCCAAGAAGCUCAGCCCCUGCGUUGUCUUCAUCGACGAAGCAGAUGCAAUCUUCUGCUCACGCACCGGAGCCAGCAGCCGCACCUCCCAUCGCGAACUGAUCAACCAAUUCCUACGCGAAUGGGAUGGAAUGAACGACCUCUCAGCAUUCAUCAUGGUUGCCACCAACCGGCCCUUCGAUCUAGACGACGCCGUUCUCCGCCGACUACCCCGCCGACUCCUUGUCGACCUUCCAACCGAGGAAGACCGCCUCGCAGUCCUGAAGAUCCACCUGAAAGAAGAACAACUCGACGACUCGGUCGAUCUAGCCGAUCUAGCCCGUCGCACACCCCUGUACUCAGGCUCCGACCUGAAGAACCUGUCGGUAGCAGCCGCGCUCGCAUGCGUCCGUGAAGAGAACGAGGCAGCAGCCAAGCACACAGGCUCCGAGCCAUACACCUACCCCGAGCGCCGCAUCCUCACACGAACUCAUUUCGAACGCGGAAUGGGAGAGAUCAGCGCUUCCAUCAGCGAGGAUAUGUCAUCUCUAUCUGCCAUUCGCAAGUUUGACGAGCAGUACGGUGACCGCAAGGGCCGGCGUCAGAAGAGCGCUGGGUGGGGCUUCAUCCCUGGUCCUACUGGCGAGGCUGCUGUUCAGUCAGCCCGUGUUCGUGACUGA
This is a messenger RNA of Penicillium nucicola, 2844 nucleotides long. RefSeq names its product ATP-binding protein. The record is from RefSeq and is a predicted model, not a curated record. Gene Ontology annotation, molecular function: ATP hydrolysis activity; ATP binding. The coding region runs from base 1 to 2844 and encodes 947 amino acids. NCBI's taxonomy places the organism in Eukaryota, Fungi, Ascomycota, Eurotiomycetes, Eurotiales, Aspergillaceae. The transcript has a single exon. Gene Ontology annotation, cellular component: mitochondrial outer membrane.